Molecule: messenger RNA, 2652 nt
Organism: Colletes gigas
Lineage: Eukaryota; Metazoa; Arthropoda; Insecta; Hymenoptera; Colletidae
Gene: yrt
Product: band 4.1-like protein 5
Exons: 7
Coding region: 278-2455 (725 amino acids)
Cellular component (GO): cytoskeleton
Molecular function (GO): cytoskeletal protein binding
Source: RefSeq, a predicted model, not a curated record
UAGAGAUGUAUACCAUCUCUGGUUAGGUGUGGACCUCGCGGUUUGUUAUGGCUAGUCAACUAACAAAUAAAUAUGAUGUAGAUAUUUUUCACAAUCCUUUUAAUACGUAUGUUUAACGAGUGACCAUUUCGUUCAUUAUAAGCGUGUGUUUAUGCAUGUACGUAACGCGCAGGUGGGCGUAUUUCACGGCAACGUAACGCGAAAAUGAUAUUCUCAUAACGAGGAAUGUAGCGAUACGGCUCGGGAACACUUGCCAGGCAGUGAACGCUUUAAACGUAUGUCAAAUAAAAUGUUAAGGUUCCUAUCGCGACGUAGGGCGCGUAGUGUUAGCGGGCAAACCGCGUCGUCCCAGAUCAAAAACCAACGAUUGCUGAGCAACAAGAAUGUUGUUCAGUGCAGAGUCGUUUUACUCGACGGAACGGAUCUGCCCAUAGAGUUGUCAAAAAAGGCAUUGGCUAGUGACUUAUACGAACAAGUAUUUUAUAGUUUAGAUUUAAUAGAGAAAGACUAUUUUGGAUUACAAUAUACAGACAGUAAUAAUGUUCAACAUUGGUUGGAUCCAACGAAACCAAUAAAGAAACAAGUAAAAAUCGGGCCACCAUAUACUUUACGACUGAAAGUAAAGUUUUAUUCAUCCGAGCCUAAUACAUUACGCGAAGAAUUAACACGGUAUCAGUUUUUCUUGCAAUUGAAGCAAGAUGUUUUGGAAGGAAAACUUCACUGCCCUCAUCAAGUCGCAGUUCAGUUAGCUGCAUUAGCUCUUCAAUCUGAACUGGGUGACUAUGAUCAUGCCAUACAUACUGCGGCAACAGUGUCAGAAUUUCGAUUUGUACCAAGUCAAACGGAACAAAUGGAACUUGAAAUACUCGAGGAAUAUACAAAGUGUUCUGGUCUUAGUCCGGCACAAGCUGAAUCAGCUUAUCUUAGUAAAGCGAAAUGGUUGGAUAUGUAUGGCGUAGACAUGCAUACUGUUCUUGGGAAAGAUGCUUGUGAAUAUUCUUUAGGUUUAACUCCAACUGGAAUCUUAGUCUUCGAAGGCACGCAAAAGAUAGGCUUAUUCUUCUGGCCUAAGAUCGGGCGUUUAGAUUUUAAGAAAAAGAAGUUAACGUUAGUUGUAGUGGAGGAAGAUGACGAAGGAAGAGGAGAGCAAGAACACACAUUUGUAUUUAGAUUGGUUAAUGAGAAGGCUUGCAAACAUCUAUGGAAAUGCGCGGUAGAGCAUCAUGCCUUCUUUCGACUACGAGCUCCCGUUAAAGGUGCCAGUGGAAGACAAAACUUUUUCCGCAUGGGUUCGCGAUUUCGUUAUAGUGGUAAAACUGAAUUCCAAACGACUCAACUCAACCGUGCGCGUAGGACUGUACAAUUUGAGCGACGUCCGAGUCAAAGAUAUGCACGCCGACAAAGUCACGUUUUAAGAGAACGACAACGUCAACAAGUAGAACAACCUCAACCAUCACCACCUACCACUGAGGAACAGUCUUUGCAACGUCAAUCGAGCCAAUGUAGUACAAAGUCUUCAGAUUCGAGUAUACACGGUACAUCUUCACCUUUGGUAGAUUGCUUAUUGAAAUCGCUUGCCAAAGAUCAGCAACCUCUGGAGCCUAGAAAUCAAACAACAGGUGCCAGCAGUGAAAAAGAGUUGGAACCAGUGAAAACAAGUUUGACCAUUGAGAACAUGACUAAUCAAGUGCAAUUAGUGCCAAAUAACCAAGUUGGCGGUACCUCUUCGCUGCCUCCUCGUACACCCAUUCCGUUGGAAUCGUUGAAAUGUAAUAUAUUAAAAGCAAAAUCUCUCGAGCAGGGCAAAAAUUCAAAUUUAGUUUCGAUCACUUCUACGGACGCAUCCGCAGUUGUCACUAAGAACAAUCAGCAUUCCGAUGCAGCAACGAUUGUGUCUGUGGGUGGAGACAAACUGACACUUUCUGUUAGUGGAGCAACGACAACGAAUCCAUCCAUGGAUGAUACUGUAACUGUAACGCACUUUUCUUUAGACAGUUGGGGACAAAUUGAACAGAAAACUACUCAAUUGAAUCCUAAAAUUUCAAAUCAAUCUCAGAAUCCAUUUAAUCCAUUUACAAGUGACAACAACAACGAAGUUACUAACAUUUCUGAGAAUGUAGAAGAGGAUACAAAAACAGAGGAGGAAAAGAAAACGAAUACGAAUCCGUUCAUAGAUUCGAAUCCAUUUUUGGGUCUGCUUAAUCCCUUUAAAGAACUGCAACCUGCUGUCGAAAAGAAAGUCGAAGCUGAAGCAGAGAAAAACGGGGCAAGAGUUGUGAAAACCGAGGAAAUACAAACAACUACUACAACUCUUACUCACAAGGAUGACAAUUCGGCAGUUUCUGACAUCAGUCCUUGGCUCGUAGCUGAUCCAUUACAAACCACUACAACGGAUCAAACUCCGAUCAAGCAUACUAUUAUUACAAGGAAGACAGUAAUUACAACGCAACUCUGAAGUAUUAUUUAUUUGAUGGAACACAUGGAAAGUACUGAAUAAUCAAAAUAUUUAUUAAAUCCCGUCUUCCUUGGACUGCAUAAUAAUUUACUUAAAGUGCCUACAAGAAUACGACGAUACUGCCUAGUGAAAGAAGUAAUACAGUAUAAUCAAAAUUAAUUCAAAAUUGAAAUGAGACCUAUCAGACUCUUAGAUAA